Molecule: messenger RNA, 1255 nt
Organism: Contarinia nasturtii (swede midge)
Lineage: Eukaryota; Metazoa; Arthropoda; Insecta; Diptera; Cecidomyiidae
Product: 26S proteasome non-ATPase regulatory subunit 10-like
Exons: 13
Coding region: 75-1187 (370 amino acids)
Biological process (GO): positive regulation of transcription by RNA polymerase II
Cellular component (GO): nucleus
Molecular function (GO): protein binding; transcription cis-regulatory region binding
Source: RefSeq, a predicted model, not a curated record
AUUUGUUCCAAACAGCCAAUUUAGCUCUUUCUUCUGUGGUGUUGAAUUGUAACUUAUCGUAUUUGCUUUCAACAAUGAAGACAUUCGCAGUAGUUAUUCUUUAUUUCAGUGUAGCUUCGAUCAGUGCUUUUCCAGGGGAAAGAUUCAAGCAAACCGAAAAAGAAGAACUAUGGCAAGUAGUUCAUGGUGCUGCCGAGAGUGGCAAUGCAGAAAAAAUCGUACAACUAGUGAAAAAUAUAACAAAUAUCAGAGACCCCAACACUUUUAACACGCCACUCUAUGUUGCGACUAGAAAUGGUCAUGAGAAUGCUGUGGUCGCACUUCUUAAGAAUGGUGCCGAUGCAAAUAUUAGAGGAAAAGAAGGAUGUGAGCCAAUACACGCUGCAGCCAAAGCAGGUUAUCUGCGAAUUGCUGUAUUGUUACUUGAAAAUGGGGCACAUAUCAAUAGCCAAAAUAUCGAUGGAUCAACGCCCUUAAAAUUAGCUUCAGAUAAUGGUCAUGAUAAUGUAAUUGAGAUGUUGUUAAACAAACGUGCCAAUCUUAAUUUGGCUGAUAACAAUGGCGAUACACCGAUUUUUGCGGCAACUCGCAAAGGAAAUGGCCGAAUUGUGGAAAUGUUGAUCAACAACGGCGCCGACGUGAGAGUGAAAAAUAUAAAGGGCGAAACUCCGAUCUUAAAAGCCACUUUACUAGGUAAUGGACGUAUUGUUGGGAUGCUGAUUAGAAAUGGUGCCGAUGUAAAUGUUGUACGAAAGGACGAUUCAUUAGCACCACUUCAUGUUGCAACAAGUUACGCCCGGGACGUAGUUUAUGAACGAAUUGCUGAAUUACUUAUCAAAAAUGGGGCAAAUGUUAAUCUUCAAGACGCCGGUGGAGAGACACCAAUUAUUUUAGCUGCCGGAGCAGGCUCCAAAAAAAUCGUUGAAAUGUUAGUCCGUUUUGGUGCUGCUGUUAAUACAGCCAAUCCAAAUCUGUCGACACCACUACAUGAGGCCACGGAAAGAGGCAGUGAACAAGUUGUGGAGUAUUUACUGAGCAAAGGGGCCGACCUGAAUUUAAGAAAUGCAGACAAUGACACCCCGCUGGAUAUAGCCAAAAUAAAAGGAAAUAUGAAAAUCAUCGAACUUCUUGAAACCGCUCCCCAAACUCGAUCAGCAGAAAGGACCACCCAAAGAGGAACCAACUAAUUACUUAUGACCAAUAUUUUUUAGUUUUAUAAACUUAUAUUCAAGCGCCUUCGUGAAUUACGAAAAAA